This is a messenger RNA of Miscanthus lutarioriparius, 318 nucleotides long. The record is from the annotation of a GenBank genome assembly. Lineage: Eukaryota; Viridiplantae; Streptophyta; Magnoliopsida; Poales; Poaceae.
AUGGCGAAGAUGCUGUGGAGAAAGCAGCAGGCGGCACCGAGCAAGCAGGGCUCGGGGUCGCCGGUCCGCGCCGGCGGCGUCGGGGCGGCGAUGCCGAGAGGGUACGUGCCCAUGCGGCUCGUUGGCGACGGCGGCGAGGAUGACAAGCACGAUGAGACUGUCCUGGUGCCGGUGGCGCUGCUCAAGCAGCCCCGCAUGGUGGAGCUGCUGGAGAUGGCCGAGCGGCAGUACGGGUACGGCCAGCCCGGCGUGCUGCGGAUCCCCUGCGACGCCCGGCGCUUCGAGCAGCUCAUGGGUCUGGCGUGCAUGGCCAGGUAG